This is a messenger RNA of Perkinsus marinus ATCC 50983, 258 nucleotides long. RefSeq lists its product as hypothetical. The record is from RefSeq and is a predicted model, not a curated record. The transcript has a single exon. Bases 1 to 258 code for a protein of 85 amino acids. Lineage: Eukaryota; Perkinsozoa; Perkinsida; Perkinsidae.
AUGGCGUACACCUUGGUAUUCGAUCCUCCGGUCCCUGACCACCGGUUUGGUCGUCGUAAUGCCAAGCUGUGUAUGAGCCGGUUUGCCUUAUUUUGGAUGGUAGCUGAUGUGAUGGGCAUGAUGGAGGCUACGUCUUGUUCUGUCUGCAUGCUAACUGACGAGAGCCAUCACAAAGGCGAACUGCCAGUGAUGGUCUCUGGUGAGGAGCUUGCUGAUGUCCGAUGUCAACCAUCGGCUCGCUAUGAUGGGAAAGUAUGA